This is a messenger RNA of Penaeus vannamei (Pacific white shrimp), 2698 nucleotides long. Lineage: Eukaryota; Metazoa; Arthropoda; Malacostraca; Decapoda; Penaeidae. The record is from RefSeq and is a predicted model, not a curated record.
UAUUGUUUUAUGUUGCCGUUAUUAUAGUUGUAAUUUUCAGUAUCAUUACCAUCGGCAUACCUAGUGUUGUAAUUGCCAUCAUCACCAUUGUCAUUAUUGGCUAGAACUUUUGAAUAAUGAAAGCCAGUAAUUUCAUCAUCUGUAUCCACAUUAUCGCCAUCUCUGCUUUCUUCACAACCCAGCGAAGCCGGCCCUCCGCUUUCCCUAUUUGCCUUGACACUUCUCUCCUUGCAGACUUCUCGUGGCUCAAGUGGAUCUUUGUCAUGGGCGGAUUCUUCCUGAUUGCAGGGUCAUUGCAGGUCAACUACAUGUACGCGCCCGAGCUGUUCCCGACGGAGUCCCGCGCCCGGGGCUUCGCCUUCGUCCAGCUCGCGGGCAACGUCGGGGCGGCGUGCGCGCCGCUUGUCACGGACGUCGUGUCCCAGUAUGCGUGGUGGGCGGCGGGCGCGACCUUCGGGUGUGCAGGCAUCGUGGGCAGCUUCCUGUUGCCCUUCCUGCCCGAGACGAGGAACCAGCCGCUGCCGGAGACGCUGGAGGACGUGCAGAAGCGAGGGAGGAAGAAUAAAAAGAAGAGGGAGGACGCGGGCCAUGGCGCCGAAAACGCAGCUUACGUCGCGGAAGGAGAGUCGAGCGGGAAGGUCUAGCUGCCUCGGCGGCGGGGAGGUGCGAGGGGAGCCUGUAGUGAGAUGACACCUCCGCUCCUACUUGCCGCUCUCGCCCCUGUGUAUGCACACACCUGACGUCACCAAACCCCCACACCCCCAACUACCCCUGGCGCCAGGCCGUAGCGGAAACUAGAAGGCGCAGCAGGCGAUCCUGAAGGAGGCGCUGACGAGCGAUCGGGACGCCCUGGACAGGAUGAUACGGUAGUUAUUGAGGAGGAGGAAGCUGCCUGUUUGCCUACUCGACGUUUGGCCGUUUAAGAUGGAAUUUACGCGGAGGAGCUGGCGACGGGCAUGACGAGCGGGUGUUCGGCGCCAAGCCUUGUUGGCUAGUCGGCGUAAUUUCAAAUUCUUUUAUGUUUUAAUUCCUGUAUGUAUUUUUUCGUUUCUUUUAUGAAUAUGAUUUAUGUUGUUUUUAUUGAAUGAUUCCUAUUUUAUUGUCAAAGGAAAUUGAGCAAUCGUAAGGGAAGAAAAGUUAUAACGACCCUGUAACGAGUCUUGCUGGGCAGACUCGAGGGGACUGACCUUGGCGCCUGACCUUAUGGGUAUAAAAUGUCGGGUCAGUGCCCCUGAAAAUUUAGCCUCCAGGCUAGUAUAGUGGUAACGUGUCGGCUUCUCAUCCGAGGGGUCGGCGGUUCGCGCCCCGCCCAGGCGCGAGAAGUUGCAAUUGUCGCUCAGAGGUUACUGCUGUGGCUGGGCACCACGGUGGGUAAGGACUAAGCUCUGUCGCGUCAGCACUUACUGACACACGUUGAUCGAGCUGACAUCUGUCGGCAUAGGCCGGGGUCCCCCAUAGCCCGGGCGAGGCUCAGCUUCGCACAUCGGACUUAUCCUUAUCCACUGAAAAUUAGUUGCGACUUGCUUUUGGCUCUGUGGAAUACGUUCGGCUUUCCCUCAGAAAGCCGACGUUUUUAGCGUUUUAUUUUCUCUUACUCUAUGGAUAUAGCAGAGAUUCGUCAAUUUUAAGGUAUUGUUUAUUUGUGUUUUAUUUUGAUUGCUCUUUUUUGGUGGAGGUUUUUAUUAUUGUGUAUUGUUUUAUGGCUUAAUAAUAAUGAUGGUGACCGUACUGGCUUUUGCUUUUAUUUAUCAUGUUUCAUUGUUAUUGGUUUAAGAGUACAUAGAAACUAAUUUCUAACUAUACUUAAAUUAUAACUCCCCAUAAGAGAAAUGCGUGGAUUCGCUAUACUUUGCCACGCAAAUAAAAGAAGUGACUUGAAGUGAAACGAAGUUUUGUUGUGUGAUUUCAGUGCUUUAUUUAUUCACACCAUUGAUCACUUCAGUUGAAUACUUUAUCUAACUUCAGUAUCUCAUUUAAUUGAAUCAUGAUUUCAGUUACUUUCUCAUUUAACUUACAUCUCCUAUUUAUCUAAUGAAUAAUCAUUAUACCUUCUGAUGUUUGGUGAUCUAUCUGUGAAUUACGAAUCUCGAUAUACUAUGAUCUCAGUCUACGGUUUAAUUUGGGGAUGAAACGGUGACUGUUUUCCUGAUGCAGUGAUUCUUUUGAUUUUUGUUACUGAUGGUGGCUACCUGGUACUCAGAUGGGAGUGUUCAUUUCAUGACUUCUAUCGUGCCAUCCCGUUUUCCCUUUUGUUGUUUUCUCACGAUUGUCAGCUUUCUUACUCUUGUCAACAAGAGUUAUGCCGUUAUGCAACAUACGAUUUAGGAUAGAUGGACUGUCCAUUUGAUACAUGUAAAUUGCCGAUUGCGGCUUGUUUGAUACUUGGAAAGGACCUUUAAUGACGCCUAACGUCUGGUUGUUUACUUUCAUGUUUUCGUUUGUUUCUAUUAUUUGCCAAUUUUCUUGUUCUCGCUUAACGCGAGUUUGUCAUUAUGCAACACGUCGUCAGGCUUUUCCUUCGGUCAGGUUAGAUGCCUUACGCUACCACUUAACUAUUUCUAACCUGCUCAUAGUACUCGAACCCUCAUUGACUCAUAUGUGCCGAAACAGGAAGCACGAGAUUCACUCUCACUUGCUCUUGGGACUUUAUGUGUGAUUGAAAUAUCCCUCACCGGCAGAACCAUACCAAUGUUGCCCC